Messenger RNA from Adineta ricciae, 2061 nucleotides. The record is from the annotation of a GenBank genome assembly. Lineage: Eukaryota; Metazoa; Rotifera; Eurotatoria; Adinetida; Adinetidae.
AUGACGAAACUAACGCGCAGACGUAAGAGACGCGAUCGUUCGAAAACGAACAGUGCUGUUAUUGCCGAAGCAUUGUUUCCAAACUUUUCCAAACGGCCGUUCGAUGAAAUUAAUAGUAGUAAUUCCAAUGGAAUUAAACGACGAGCUCUAUCAGCAACAACAGGAAGUGAAAAUCAAAUUUGUUCAGUGGUUAUUAUCGAUAAUCAAUCAGAGAUUAAACAACCGACAACGAUGUUUGACAAUCUUGGAGAUCAAAAGAAACCCGUUACUACGUUCGAAGGCAGUUUGCCGAAUGAAAUCUUAUUUGAAGUGUUCAAAUAUCUCUCUCAGUCGGAUCUGUUUUAUGCGUUUUUAAAUCUUAAUCAACGCUUUAAUCACGUACUUCAACCCUACACACAUCAUAUCGAUUGUUCCAAGUUAUCUAUUGAACAAUUCGAACAUAUCCGAAAUCAUCUGUCCAAUGUUAAAUCAUUGGUGAUUAACAAUCAGUAUGCAAUUAAGCAAGUAUUCCGUAUUGAUUUGAACCUUCACCGUUUCCCAUUUCUCGAACGCUUAUCGCUCGUUGAUCCGACUAUUGAAGAACUAAAUUUAAUCUUUUCUAAACUUAAACAAAUGUCGAUUCGCACACUCAACAUUCGAAUUCAACGACCGUCAUCGUCAACAAACGAAGUCACAUACAAAAGCUGCCUACAGCAUCAUCUUUUCGGUUUAACACAAAUCAAAACUUUACAGUCGAUAACCAUCGAAAUGCACAACAACGACUAUCUACAAUUCGUUGCUAAAACAGACAUCCCAGCGAAUUAUGAUCACUUGAAAGAGUUGACCAUACCCUUACGAUCGUUCGAUAGUCUUUUGUUACUAUUAGAACAUGUACCGAACUUACAAAAGCUAUGUGUGAAAUUAUUUGCUGAUCAAACCCCGCUGAAUGUUCCCUUAUCUGGCAAACCUCCGAUAAAUUUAGUUGAUUUUGAAUUGCAUGUGACAGGAAAUGAAUUGAAUUUCGAUCGAUUUGUCCUACUAAUGACAAGUCGAAUACGUGCAGCUAGAUUAGAACGUUUAGCUUAUUUCAAUCGUACUACAACUGAUCAAACGUAUUUCAACGGCCAUCGAUGGGAAAUCUUCCUUGAAAAUUCCUUUCCACGUCUGAAACAACUUCAGUUUUGUUUCGAUAUGCCUGUUGAUGAUAUUCAUACUCGGCUCAAUUCGAUACUUGCAUCAUUUUCAUCGUUCGAUAAUCAUUGGCCCAUCGGACAUAUCAUCUGGCGUCCACAUUCGAACAAAACCCGAUUGAAACUCUUCACCUUACCAUAUGCAUUCGAUACAUUAAAAUUAUCCACUUCGAAUUCGCGUUUAUUCAAUCAAUCAAUUCUGAAAAAGAACUUCAAAUCCGUUGAAAAACUAGUGCUCGACGCUACACAUGGAACCAUCAAUGAAAUCAAUCAGCAACUAAUCGAAUUGUUCAAACAACACUGUCUGAAAGUUCAUACUUUACAAAUACAAAAUAUCGUCAUUCCAACAACUGACUCAUGUCAACUAUCAUCGAAGCCAUCCAAUCUCGUAUUUCAACAUUUGAAGCAUUUGAUUAUCAAUGAAUGUGAUGGACGAUUAUUCCCAUUAAUCUUUUCAUUGGCACCUUAUUUAACAACAUUGACAGUUACAGGUUAUUUGCUUAUCAAAUAUUUCCUUCGAAUUCCAUCGCCGGAUGCCUCGUAUUUGACACGCAUUCAAGCCUUAGAACUAAAUUGCAUGCAAAUCGAUCGGCAGAAUCGUUUAAAUCGUAUCCUAACCGAUUUACCGGCAUUGUUUCCCUAUCUUGAACACUUAACCAUUGAUAUUAACCCAAAAUUAUAUGUAGAUUUGAAAACAAUUAAAACAAUGUUAGAUGUUUUCAUUGAAUUAAUCAGUUUGAAAAUUCAACGAACAAAUAAGUAUAUCUUGGAUAAAAGUCCGCAAGAUGAUCGACAGGUUCGAAAUUAUUUCGAAAUCAACUCACUUCGUUUACAUCAUAGUGAAACAUAUGAAAUUAUUUGUAAAGAUAGUCAAUUUGAAAUUUGGUUAUAG